CAUCUCGGCCACUUCCGCCACUAACAGCAAGCACUUAUAUGAUCCUUUGUCCACCUCCAAUUCCUUUUCAAGCUCCCACAUCAUCACCACCAAUUACACCAACACUAGCGCAUGUCCUUCCUUAAAUCCCUCUUCAGCCGACCCUUCGCCGCCAUGACCUCUCCGCCGCCGAUCGGCAGCAGCCUGACCAACCCGCCCGCCACCACCGAGAAAGCGAUCUUCGCCGCCGGCUGUUUCUGGGGCGUUGAGCACAUUUUCCGGGCGAACUUCUCGUUGCUAGACGCGCGCGUCGGGUACAUCGGCGGGGACAUGACGCACCCGAGCUACCGCGCGGUGUGCAGCGGCACCACGGGCCACGCCGAGGCCGUCAUGCUGCUCUACGAUCCGAAGCAGAUCCGAUAUCGCCAGCUGGUAGAGUUCUUCUUCCGCAUGCAUGAUCCGACUACGGAGAAUAGGCAGGGCGCAGAUGUCGGAUCGCAGUAUAGGUCCGCUAUCUUCACCGUCGAUAGCGAGCAGGAGGACGUCGCCAAUACCGUGCUCAAUGCGGUCGACAAACAUUGGUAUAAAGAAAGGUUGGCGACGAAGGUGGUUCCUGCGGGACAGUGGUGGGACGCCGAGACGUAUCAUCAGCUGUAUUUGGAGAAGAAUCCAAGUGGAUACCAGUGUGCGGCCCAUUAUGUUCGCAAGUUCCCGCCGUUGAAUACGGAAGAGGAAGAGAAAUUGUGAUGGCGACGAGGUACCUACGGGGACGGGACGUUUGGGGUCAGAAGAAUGAUGGUUUAGCUGGAUGGAAAUGGAGGUGGUUUCUGUGAGCUGGUGUGUUGGAGAUAGAUGGAUACAUUGAACUGGCUAUGGAUAGUCAUGGUGCGUUGUGUAUAUGUACAUUAGGUAUGGGCUGUGGGGCAUCAUUAGAUAGCCCGAAACCUCAUUUCAAUCAAUGGCUGCAGAUGUGUUCAUCAAAACAUGUCUCUUCUGCAGGACAGUCAGGCUCGGGUAUACAAUGUUUUGUGACGCGGCCAGAAGGUCGUCUAUGGACCAUGCCCCCCGCAAACGACGG
Messenger RNA from Tricharina praecox, 1057 nucleotides. Its product is annotated as putative peptide methionine sulfoxide reductase. The record is from RefSeq and is a predicted model, not a curated record. The coding region runs from base 112 to 726 and encodes 204 amino acids. The transcript is spliced from 3 exons. Lineage: Eukaryota; Fungi; Ascomycota; Pezizomycetes; Pezizales; Pyronemataceae. Gene Ontology annotation, molecular function: peptide-methionine (S)-S-oxide reductase activity.